Messenger RNA from Fusarium poae, 1152 nucleotides. RefSeq lists its product as uncharacterized. The record is from RefSeq and is a predicted model, not a curated record. NCBI's taxonomy places the organism in Eukaryota, Fungi, Ascomycota, Sordariomycetes, Hypocreales, Nectriaceae. The transcript has 2 exons. Bases 1 to 1152 code for a protein of 383 amino acids.
AUGCCGCAGGAUAGGCUACCCGCAGUCGUUAUCUCUGCAAAGAAGAUACUGUCCCUUUCACAAGUCGCAGAGAGACCAUUCAACCGGGCAAGUGGCCAUCAUGAUCACGGCCAGAUUCGUCCUUCACCAGGGCCCAGCAAAGCCACUGAUACUGACCAGCGAAAUCAAGAGUCCAACUCCUACCGAUGCUCCAAGUCGCGCAAGGAUUCAAGUCGAGGUUUGUCUGAUCCCCAAGGGCCUCAGGUAAUUUUAAUGUCUUCCUGGAGUCAAAGUGCAAGACACCGUCCCUUGCCGCCAACUCCACAUCCAAUGACGAACUCUAUGCUCGAGAAGUUGGAGAUUGAUCUCAUAAGGCAGAAUGGGAUGAUGAGGCAAUCGAUCUCGCUGAAUAGGAAACUUUACUACAGAGUGUUACUGGGUUUAGUUUCUCAGAUACGACAAUUAGCAUCGGCCCUUCGAUCGGUUAUCGAAGAGGCAAACCUCGUGAUAGAGCAAGCGAAUAAGGAUUGGCGACAGUAUGUAGAAGGUGUUAUGAAAGAAGAAGAACAAGAACAAGAAGAACAAGAAGAAGUGGAGCCAGGAAGGAGGUGUACGGGGCCUGAACUGGUUGACUGGUUCGAGUCCGAAGGCCAGGUCUGCAGCAUCGUAGACGGGCUAGGGUCGAGACUCAGAGACUCGGACAUCAGUUUGAGUACCAAGACUGCGCCAACGGUGCCUGGUGACAAGCCAAGUGACUGUAUACGCAGUCCCGCAGCACAGUCCCUUUGCAGAGAUCCCAAUCCGCUGAACAGCGCACCUAUGGAUCCAGUAGAUUCGGACAUGGGACAAGACAAAGAUGUGCAAGGCCAUACCUGGCCCUAUGUAGAACCUCUUCGAAUUACUCGUCAGCGAUGUGAGCCAGUCCGCGAUGGUGAUACUGUGUACUCCGGAUCAAACAUGAGACGACGCCUCGCUAUGCUUCAUUAUGAGCGGCGGUACUACGAGAGACUCGUCAACGAGGCACAUGUUCGAUUAUUACCUACAAUAAGGCAUCAGAUUCGCGAGCUCCAGUGUGUUUUACACGACUCUGGUGUCGAGGAGGAUAGAUUGAGGGAUUUACUCCAGGAGCAGAUCAGACUCCGAACGCCGGAGGAUCCAGGUGGUUGCGGAUGA